AUGCGUCGACUGUUGCGACAAUGGUAUUCGAUGCUCAGAUGGAAACAGCAGCCAUGCAGGGCAGCUUUGCUGUGCGCCAGGGUGGCGUAUCGUCGAGCUCAUACGGGCAGCGGUCACAGUCAGUGGCGUCAAUUGCGUUGGCUUGCUGGAGGUACAGGCGUUCCGUUGCUUGGUUUCGCAUUUAUGACAACUUUCAGAGAUAUGAUUGGCAUACCGCCAUUCCAACUCGACAAGGAUCCACUAAAGCACAAAAUCAAGGAAGCCUGGUUACACAGGAAGCAUCACAGCUAUGAGAAAGCACUGGUGGUGCUAGAAGAAGCAAUGCAAAUGGCCAUUGAACGAAAUAGCGAUCUCACUGUAAGCAGAAUUUUGGAUGAAAAAGCUAAUACUUAUUACGAGAUGGGCAGACUCGAUGAUGCUGAACAGGCCUUCCGUGAACUGCUGCAACGGUUAAUGAGUCUACACAAUAAGCAAGACAGCGAUCCGGAAUUCAUCGAAGUUGUGGAAAAGCAUAUGGCGAAAUAUUCGAUAACUUACGGAGGGGCCUACGAUGUUCCACAAGUAAUCAACCAGUACGGAGAUUUAUUCACGGAUCCCCUUGCACUGUAUGGCCUUUGUCUCGAGCAGUAUGCACAUUUCAUUGUUCGUCACCGGGAUGAAAAAAGGCUGGAAGAAAGUACACAGCUGAUAGAAGAAGCUUUGAAGAUCUCACACCAGAUCUAUGGGAUAAAUUGCUUUCACACGAUCAACAUGCUCAAUAAUUAUGGUGCUUUGCUGAUCACCCGAAAUCGAUUCGAUCUUGCGAGGAAGUAUCUGGAAGUGGGAAUUGAUAGGAUAUUAUACGUCGAUGAGUGCAGCCCGAUUUUACCCGGAUAUUACUGCAACUACUCGGAAGCACUCUACCACUGCGGAAAGAGAGAAGAAGCGUUAGAAUAUGCCAAAAAAGCGGCGAAUUUCUCGCGCUCUGAAUCGAAAGAACUGCAGAAUUAUACAGCCCGAUUCCUUCGCGAUAUGGAACGAGAUUACAGACGACGCCGAUGA
Molecule: messenger RNA, 1041 nt
Organism: Gongylonema pulchrum
Lineage: Eukaryota; Metazoa; Nematoda; Chromadorea; Rhabditida; Gongylonematidae
Source: the annotation of a GenBank genome assembly